This is a messenger RNA of Platichthys flesus (European flounder), 2995 nucleotides long. RefSeq names its product G2/M phase-specific E3 ubiquitin-protein ligase-like. The transcript has 8 exons. NCBI's taxonomy places the organism in Eukaryota, Metazoa, Chordata, Actinopteri, Pleuronectiformes, Pleuronectidae. Gene Ontology annotation, molecular function: ubiquitin-protein transferase activity. Gene Ontology annotation, cellular component: nucleus. Bases 744 to 2036 code for a protein of 430 amino acids. The record is from RefSeq and is a predicted model, not a curated record.
UUUUGAUCUAGAUUUCGGUUGGGGUCAUGAACCAGACAAAACAUGGCCUCAAGCCGGUAAGAGGGAAAACACUUCCCGUAAAUGUGGAACCUCAGUGGACGGCGGAGCAACUUUUGGCGGUUGCAAUGAAAAAACUGAAAGAUUUCAACCGAGAUAUGGAAGAUGGAGAAUAUGUCUUGCUAUAUCCGGAUGGCUCUCGAGUUAAAAAUAUACCAGGGACUGACACACCCUUUACAAUCGAAAAAUACAAAGAGGCUAUUGGAAAGGCGUACCAAAGGCUCACACUUUAUAUCUGCACCCUUGAGGUCAUGAGUAAGUAUUGAAAUACAGUGUAUGCACAUGUAAAACAAAUCAAAAUACUUUUUGUGAUUAUUGUUUUGAGUUUGUGGGAUUCCAGCAACAGUUAAGUAAUUAGUAUUAGUAAAUUGUGGUGAGGGUGCCACCCAAUAUGUCGCCUCUUUCGGACACAGUGGUAGGUACAUCUCAGGGAUUUAUUUGUUCAAGAUGUUUGUGCUUACACUGCAGUUGUAACCCAUUUAAAUAUCCUAGACAACAGAUGAGGCAUAUACAUUGGUUUGAUUCGUUGUUAUGGCUAUGAAUAAGUGUAGGGUUUGAUAUUUACACUCCGCAGCUAUGGGAAAGCCUUGAAAGCAGCACACCGGAUUUGUAAGUAAAAUAUCUGCUGACACAUUGUUUUGGUCCCUGUACCAGCCAUAUAAAUAAUAUGUUUCAGAAAGAGUUUCAUGUCCUUUACAAAACAGUCACUAUUUCUAUUAAAUCGUUUUGAAUUAUUUGUACUUUUUAGGAGAUCGACAACAUCCCAGUCAUUCAGUGGACAAACCAAGAGUGCGUCAAGGCCCCAGCAGAUGACCACCUCAGUAGAUCAGCCCAGCACUUCAAGUGAAUUCUACAAUACAUACACAGAUAUAUAUGCACCUGUUGUAAUUGAGAGCGGUUCCUCAGAUUCUGGGGAAGAGGAGAAGUUCCAAGAGGAUCACAGUGAUGGACUGACAGCUUCUGACGUGGUCCUAAAUCUGUCACAGAAACUUGACACAAAGUCCUUUAGCAGAUUUAAUAUAAACCGGGCCAAUGUCUGGGAUGGUGCCAUUAGAGGGUUCAAGCGAUCCUCGUAUGACCCUAGCUACACUAUAAUGGUGAAAUUCAAGGAUGAUGCUGGGUUGACCGAAGACGCUGUGGACACCGGUGGGCCUACCAGAGAAUUUCUUACCCUUUUGAUGGACUCCAUCAAAACAAGACGAGUAUUUUAUGGCAAAGACAAUGCCAAAUACCUGUCAUUUGAUUGCAAAGCUGUAGAAGAGGAUGAAUACUUCCAGAUAGGAAGAAUGAUUGCCGUCUCCUGUGUCAAUGGUGGUCCAGGGCCUCGUUGUCUUUCCCCAAACCUCUUCCUCUACCUCAUUGGUAAAUCUAAGACAAUUGAGGCUCCAAUUGAGGACAUACAUGAUGAGGAAGUGAAGAAGGCCCUCUUGGAGAUAAAGAGCACUACAUCACUGAGGGAACUUCGGGGUCUCACAGAAAAGCACUCAAGUAUGCUUCAGACAGCAGGCUGUUUUCGAUUUAUGAGGACUCUGGAGGAUCAGAAAAAAGUCGUCGAGGAUUACAUUCACUGGUAUUUAAUCUAUCGUAACCAUCAUUCCAUCCAGAGGUUCAAGGAAGGACUAGCGACGCUGGAUUUUGUAAACGCACUGGAACAGCAUCCUUCAUUGUUCUUCUCAUUCAUGUGCUACACGGAGACAAAACUGACUGCUGAUGCUUUGGAAAACAUCUUUCAGGUGGAGUUCAGUCCACCUGGUAGCACCAGGUGUCAGGAAGAGGCCAGAGUACUGGGCUACUGGCGAGAUUAUCUGCUCUACGUUGAAGAAAAACAGGCGAGCCCAUUUUUGGAGGAUGUCCUGAUGUUUGGGACCGGGUUGAGGGAAGUUCCUCCUGCAACUAUUCAGCCACAGCCACAGACAGGGGCGGACUGGCCAUCGGGAAUACCGGGGACAUCCCCGGUGGGCCGAUGGCCGAAAAUAUAAAUCCAACGGCCCAUCACCAUGAUGUACCGGCCCACGCCCAUCAUCGAAUCAGCCCUACAAUGGUUGAAACAGCGGCACAAGCGUAAUUUUCUCCAAGAGCUAUACCUAUCUAUUCGCACUGACUGCUUUUAUACUGCUACUCGCAAUCGGUCUUCACACUCAUGGUGACUAUUUUUCGAUUUUUUUUUAAGUGUCUUUUAAUAUGUGUUUUACAGACUUCGGAAGUCCAAAGUAAGAAAAGAUCUCCACCUUAUUAAUAAACACCUCUAAAUUGGUUCUUACACAGCCGAAGUGUAGAGAAUUUGGAUUUGCAUACAUACACGCAACGCGGCACCCAGUUAUACGCAUGCGCACCGCCGUGUAUUGAGUGGGCCGGUCUGACAGAAACUCCCGGGCCACUUUUUUCCCCCAGUCCGCCCCUGGCCACAGAUACUUUUUCAAAAGACCUCACACUUUCCUGUCGCAAAUGUAUGUUCUAAUACAAUUUAGAUUCCGAUCUUACAAAGCUAUGAAGACUUUCAAGAAGCCAUGGAUUUGGGCUUCUUUAAAGCUCAAACCAAUUGCUGAUCACUGGGAUCACACAGAAUGUCCAGCAAGUACUUAUUUAAAGCCCAAAACCUGGUUCACCAAAGUUAAUGUUAAAGUAUUAUAUGCAAAUGCUGCAAAUGUGCCACUUAUUUUCUGACCAUUUUAGGAAUGCAGACAUGUUCAUAUCAGUCUGAGUUUUUAGCCUGCAAUUUGUUAGUUAAAGUUUCAAGCUAUUUUAUCAAAACGAGGCACAUUCAGUUUAAACAUUUUGAUUGUACUGUUACACUGUUCAACAUCUUGAAGCUGUUUUAUUUUUUACAUGUUACAGUUUUCAUUAAAGACCACAGGGUUUUCCAUGUGUGGUAUAUUCAUUGUGUUGACAAAAUCUAAUAUUUACAAAAGAAACUGAUGUAACAGAACAAAUAAAUGAA